UACAUUUACAAAAUUAUUAACUUGUUUAAUAAUUAUUUUAGUUAGCUAAAAAAGUUAAAUUCUCCAAUAAGAUUCAGCCCAUACCUCUACUAAAACAAGAUGCUGAAGUACCAACGGGUACUGUUGUUACCGCUGCGGGUUGGGGUCUAAAUGAGAAUGGCACAUAUUUGGAUUAUCUACUGGAAGCAUCCAUGAAAAUCAUAGGUCGACAAACCUGCAAUAACCUUUUUAAUGAGGAUGAUACUUAUAAUGGAUUAGUUACAGACCGAAUGAUAUGCGCGGGAGAUAUAGAAGAAAAAAAAUCUGCAUGCUACGGUGAUUCGGGAGGACCUCUAGUACACAACGGUACAUUAAUUGGGGUUGUAUCCUGGGGAGAAGGAGACUGUAGGAAAUAUGUUUCAGCUUACGCCGAUGUCGGGUAUUUCUCAACAUGGAUUAAAGAAAAAGGUGGCCUCUAAUGCUGAUCGAAGUAUUAUCUUUUCUUAUAAAUUCAUUAUUAAUAUCAGUUUUUUGUUUUAUUUAAAUAAUUUUAAAACUAAUAUGUAACAGUGAAUUAAACUUAAAUUUUAAAAUAUACAAAUAAACACUACAGCA
Messenger RNA from Diabrotica balteata, 594 nucleotides. The record is from the annotation of a GenBank genome assembly. NCBI's taxonomy places the organism in Eukaryota, Metazoa, Arthropoda, Insecta, Coleoptera, Chrysomelidae.